Messenger RNA from Peniophora sp. CBMAI 1063, 927 nucleotides. Lineage: Eukaryota; Fungi; Basidiomycota; Agaricomycetes; Russulales; Peniophoraceae. The record is from the annotation of a GenBank genome assembly.
AUGGUACUUGUGCAGCUCGCCCCUUUUAGCUGGAACCAAGCCAACGCCGAUAUUUGCAAAGGAUACCUGGAGGCUAUCUUUCGCGAUAAAGGCGAUGACAUUGGGCCCAUUAUCAAUAUAAUCAGCAGCAUCGAUGCUUCCGGUCGUCUCCCCGCCAUCGAUGACUUUCCUUCGCGCCGUACUUUGCUUGAGCUAUCCUGGCCAGCGAUUUUUGGGCUUUCCCUAUUUGCCUCUAACCAGGAUAUCACCGUAUUUGCUCGCGCUAUGGAGUCGAUCUGGCUGGUGUACUUCAUGCAUAGUCUGCGCUUUCAGGCAUUAGGGCGGCAUCUCUGGUUCCAGAGCUUGCGAACGGGCAUGAGUCUGGGGGAGCUACGCUACGCGCCUGCAGACCUCCGAUCAGGGAGAGAUAUCGCCAGAGAGCUAGGACCCGUUGAUCUUGUCAUCCACCGCCUGUACGCAAUCUGGAUGCAAGAGCGGGGGUACCCCGGAAUGGGGCAUGGGAUGGACUACGACUGGGUCGUCAACGUCUCCAAUCUCUGUUUCCGAAUCACGUCUACUCUCCAAUAUCGCCAUAUGGAAAGCGGGCAAGCACGCGAAGAGUUCUUCCUCGAGAUCAGACAAUACGGGAAGGCGGCGGAGAAGCGGUUGGCGUUUAUACUGGCCGCGAUCCACUGGAAGACGAAUUCCGACCUCCAGAGUAAGGUGGAUACUCUGAACGUCGCUUUCGACGUCACACCGCCGCUCCCUGGCGCUUGUGUUCAAGGCUUGUAUAUCGCUAGCUUGUUUGGCCACUCGCCCGUUCCAAUUGGGCGCUUUGAAGCGCUGCCUCUGCCGCCAUUGGCGCCAAUCUCACAAGCCGGCUUGCUCGACGUAUGCAUUUCUUCCGACCAGCCUCCCCGCCCCUGCUGGGGUUUGACCGACGCAUAG